UAUAUACUUCGCCCGGUGGCGGUUUUCGUCAGUCAGCGUCUAGCGACCCUCUUCUCCAGGUGUUUACCACCGCAUCCUCCACGCUAGCCAUGGGUCUUUUCAGCAGGGUACUGUUGGCGGCGGCCGCCGUCGUGGGUGCGGUCCAAGGCGGCUUCGCCCCCCUGGCGUACACGGCCUUCCCCGGCGCCGUGGCGGCCCCUGCGCCCCUGUUGGCGCGCGCCGCCCCCGUCCUGGCCCCCGCCCCCGUCCUCGCCAGGGUCAAGGCGGUCGACUACGCCGACGCCUACCCGCAGUACCAGUACGCCUACAACGUCCAGGACUCGCUGACGGGCGACUCGAAGGCGCAGGAGGAGACCCGGGAGGGCGACGUCGUCCGGGGAAGCUACUCUCUCAUCGAGCCCGACGGUGUCCGGCGCACCGUCAACUACUACGCCGACCCGCUCAACGGCUUCAACGCCGUCGUGCAGAGGGACCUGCCCGUGGCCGCCCCCGUGGUGGCACCCGCCUUCCUCAAGGCCGCGCCUGCCGUCGUCGUCUGAACAUCCCGACUGAACACCCGAAGCAACUGAAUACCUGCUCAACAUCUGGAUAUCCUGGUGUGGCGAUAUGAGCUUUGUACCUGUCUGAAAACGAUCCCGUGCUCAAAGUAUUAUUAAUUUAGUUGUAUAAAUAAAAAACCAAAACCUUCGGCCGCGUGUUGUGUUUUGAUAACAAUAAAGAAAUCACUUGAGAUACUCGUA
This is a messenger RNA of Frankliniella occidentalis (western flower thrips), 740 nucleotides long. Its product is annotated as larval cuticle protein A2B-like. The transcript has 3 exons. Gene Ontology annotation, cellular component: extracellular matrix. NCBI's taxonomy places the organism in Eukaryota, Metazoa, Arthropoda, Insecta, Thysanoptera, Thripidae. The record is from RefSeq and is a predicted model, not a curated record. Bases 90 to 539 code for a protein of 149 amino acids.